AUGGCGCCCGGCACACUUUCGCUGCGCCGAUGGACGCCUGUGCCGAUAGAAAAACUUGAGCUCUCUUUGAAGCUCUUAGCAGAGUUCUUAGCAGAGUUCUGCAGCGGAAAUGCCAUCGGGGAAAAGAACAUUUGUACUCUGCGUGGGAAGUGUUUUACUGGGAAACUUGAUCUUGUCAAACACCAGAGAGUCCAUCAUGGACACAAGCCGCACAAAUGCCUGCAAUGUGAGAAACAGUUUGCUCUACGGUGUCAACUAGUGAGACACAAGAGGAUCCACAAAGGGGAGAAGGCCUACAAAUGCCCUGAGUGCAAGAAGACUUUUAUCUGCUCAGAAAACCUUAGGAUCCACCAGAGAGUUCAUGCCGGGGAGGAACCUUAUAAGUGCAUGGACUCUUACCUUGUGACCCACCAGAGAGUCCACACUGGGGAGAAACCUUACAAGUGCAUAGAGUGUGGCAAAAAAUUUUCUCAACCGUCUAACCUUGUGAUCCACUGGAGAUCCCACACUGGGGAGAAACCUUAUGAAUGCACAGAGUGUGGCAAAUGUUUUUCUCAAAAAGCUCACCUUCUGAUCCACCAGAGAUCCCACACCGGGGAGAAACCUUAUGAAUGUGGGGAGUGUGGCAGAUGUUUUUCUCGAGAACCUCACCUUGUGAUACACCAGAGAUCCCACUCCAGAGAGAAACCUUAUGAGUGCCUAGAGUGUGGCAAAUGUUUUUCUCAAAAAGUUCACCUCUUGCCUCACCACCGGAGAGUCCACACUGGAGAGAAACCUUACAAGUGUACGGACUGUGGGAAGGGCUUUGCUUACAAUUCUGAUUUGAUGAUCCACCAGAGAGUCCACACUGGAGAGAAACCAUACAAAUGCACCGAGUGUGGAAAAUGUUUUCAAUGCAACUCACACCUCGUGAAACAUCGGGCAAUCCAUACAGGGGGCAGAAAUCAUAAGUGCCCUGAGUGUGGGAAAUGUUAUCCUGACAAGUCUACCUUGGUCGUCCACCAGAGAGCCCACACGGGGGAGAAGCCAUAUAAAUGCACCGCGUGUGGGAAAUGCUUUACUUACAAUGCAAGUUAUAGAAAGCACCAGAUAAUUCACACUGGAAAGAAAUGUGAGAACACUGUCUCUUGA
Podarcis raffonei (Aeolian wall lizard) is the source of this 1131-nucleotide messenger RNA. RefSeq names its product zinc finger protein 239-like. The record is from RefSeq and is a predicted model, not a curated record. Gene Ontology annotation, biological process: regulation of transcription by RNA polymerase II. The transcript has 3 exons. NCBI's taxonomy places the organism in Eukaryota, Metazoa, Chordata, Lepidosauria, Squamata, Lacertidae. Gene Ontology annotation, molecular function: RNA polymerase II cis-regulatory region sequence-specific DNA binding; DNA-binding transcription factor activity. The coding region runs from base 1 to 1131 and encodes 376 amino acids.